Messenger RNA from Paramecium octaurelia, 243 nucleotides. NCBI's taxonomy places the organism in Eukaryota, Ciliophora, Oligohymenophorea, Peniculida, Parameciidae. The record is from the annotation of a GenBank genome assembly.
AUGGAAAACUUAUAAAAUCAUAAAUCGCUAUACAAUAAUUCACAGAAAUAAUUAAAUUCUCAAAAUCAUUAGCACGAAUCAAUGGAAUCAAUUACUGAAGAAUAUCUAAUUAUCAUGAAUAAAUUUUCAUAAGAAAUUUUUUAAACUAACAAUUAUAAAGAGAAAAAUGAAAAAAAAUCUGAUAAACUUAAAAACAUUCCUACUUUUACAAAUUUAUUACAAAGAACACAACUUGAUAGAUGA